UGUCUGCCAACCAAUGAGACUGUGCAAUCUGGUGUAUGACGCGUUAUCCGGUCACACACAGGCUUUUCCUCGUCCUUGAUCGGCAGUGUUGCGAACCGGAGGCUCACACAUUUGCUAAGAAAAUGGUGGCAUACUGGAGACAAGCAGGCCUGAGUUACAUCAGGUACUCGGCCAUCUGCGCCAGGGUCGUCCGUGCAGCUCUGAAGCCGGAGUUGAAAGUGGAAGCGCUUAAAAGCGCAGAAACAAGCGUCAAGGUCAAUAAAAUAAAGAUCGCAACAUGAGCUGAAAUUGAAGCACGUGACCCCCAUUCCUCCAAACAAAUAUUUUAUUUCAUCACUUGUGUUUGCAAUAAUAUCUGCAAUUCUGAUGACCUGAUUGAAAGAUAAUAGUUAUGUUCUUUUGAUAAUAAAUUAUGAAGAGCCUCAAACUAAA
This is a messenger RNA of Paramisgurnus dabryanus, 432 nucleotides long. It is a transcript of the gene atp5f1e, whose product is annotated as ATP synthase F1 subunit epsilon. Lineage: Eukaryota; Metazoa; Chordata; Actinopteri; Cypriniformes; Cobitidae. The record is from RefSeq and is a predicted model, not a curated record. Gene Ontology annotation, molecular function: proton-transporting ATP synthase activity, rotational mechanism. Gene Ontology annotation, biological process: proton motive force-driven mitochondrial ATP synthesis. Gene Ontology annotation, cellular component: mitochondrial inner membrane.